Colletotrichum gloeosporioides is the source of this 1257-nucleotide messenger RNA. RefSeq names its product putative dipeptidase. The coding region runs from base 1 to 1257 and encodes 418 amino acids. The transcript has 5 exons. Gene Ontology annotation, molecular function: metallodipeptidase activity. Gene Ontology annotation, biological process: proteolysis. The record is from RefSeq and is a predicted model, not a curated record. Lineage: Eukaryota; Fungi; Ascomycota; Sordariomycetes; Glomerellales; Glomerellaceae.
AUGGCUUCAGCACACCCCUAUCAACAGCUUGACAUCGAUGAGCGGGUGAAGCGAGUGCUUCUGAAAACACCCCUCAUCGACGGCCACAAUGAUCUCCCCCAGCAGCCACGGUGCUGUUUCAAGGGCAAGAUCCACAACAACCCCAAAUUCGACUUUGCGAAUGGCUUCCAAAGGGGAAUGACGGACAUCCCUCGUUUGAGAGAAGGUGCUGUCGGCAGCCAGUUCUGGUCCGUUUGCGUCCCGUGCCUGCGGUCCGCGGAGAACUUCUCGACGGCAGAGUACUCGACCAUGGCGCGCGAUGCUAUUGAGCAGAUUGAUCUCACGCUGCGCCUGGUGGAGUCGUACCCAGAGACAUUUGAACUGGUGAACGGGCCGAAUGAGGUGAAGAAGAUUUAUGACUCUGGGCGGAUUGCGUGUUCGAUUGGUAUUGAGGGCUUGCACAUGGCUGGUAACAGUAUCGGCAUCAUUCGCGCUUUCUAUCGCCUCGGAGUUCGAUAUUGCACACUCACCCACGUUUGCAACAACGCCUUCGCAGAUUCGAGUACUUCAAAAGUCGGGCCAGUGCAUGGUGGACUGUCCAAAUUAGGACGCUUGGCCCUUGUUGAGAUGAACAGGCUAGGCAUGAUCGUAGACAUCUCCCACGUCUCAGAAGACUGCGCCAAGCAAGUCCUCGAGCUCUCCCGCGCUCCGAUCAUGUUCUCCCACUCUAACGUGAAGGGCGUGUUCGACUGCGCGCGUAACGUCCCCGACCACAUCCUCGACAUGGUCCCCGCAAACGGCGGCAUCGUCAUGGUAACCUUCGUUCCGGAACAUGUCGCUACCCGUCGGAGGGACGCCAAGAUGGAGAUGGUUCUUGAUCACUUGUUCUACAUUGCCGAGCGCAUCGGAUGGGACCACGUCGGCCUCGGGUCCGACUUUGAUGGCAUUGCCUCAGUGAUUCCCGGACUCGAAGAUGUCAAAUGUUACCCAGCGCUUUUGAAGGCCAUUUUGGACCGAGGUGCUACGGAGGAGCAGUUGGCCAAGGUUGCUGGAGAGAACAUCCUUCGGGUAUGGCGCGGGGUUGAGAAGGUGAGAGACGAGAUGAAGGCGGAGGGUGUCUUGCCUGUUGAGGAUGUCUGGGAGGGACGAGAGUGGUGGAAGUAUGACGGCUAUUAUCAGAUGAAGGUUGAUUACGAUGAGGAUUCGGGAGGGGAUUGGUACGGCGUCCCUCCUCCAGACGAGGGUUUGUAUCUUGAUGAUGAUGGCGAUAAACAGUAA